Messenger RNA from Paraglomus brasilianum, 156 nucleotides. NCBI's taxonomy places the organism in Eukaryota, Fungi, Glomeromycota, Glomeromycetes, Paraglomerales, Paraglomeraceae. The record is from the annotation of a GenBank genome assembly.
AUGUCUAGCUUGGCAGCCCUGGAAGAACAGAUAUGUUGCGAGGAUGGAGAGAGAAAUGGAGGGGCUAAUACAAACAACGGCAAACUGCAAGCCGAUAUCUCAAAUGUUGUCAGGGAACAAGAGGCAGAUGCCGUUGCUGAUAUGAUGGAAAAUUGA